Messenger RNA from Epithele typhae, 1083 nucleotides. RefSeq lists its product as uncharacterized. NCBI's taxonomy places the organism in Eukaryota, Fungi, Basidiomycota, Agaricomycetes, Polyporales, Epitheliaceae. The transcript is spliced from 2 exons. The coding region runs from base 1 to 1083 and encodes 360 amino acids. The record is from RefSeq and is a predicted model, not a curated record.
AUGAACUGGUUCAACGGCGACGGGGGUGGACAAUCCCGUGCUCCGGACCCCUCCUCACCUACAAACUCUCCUUGCCAAUGCCUUCAAUGCGAGAACCAACACUUGCGCGCCCAGGUUCAGGGUUUCGAACGCGCCCUCGCCGCUAAACAAGACCAGAUGGACAAGAUGACCGCCCUCCUCGAGGCACGCACCGUCGAUCUCCAAGCUGCCCGGGUGUUCCUCCACAGAGCGGACAAUAUCGCCGACAGCGACGUCAUCCCACUCGUAGCCACGCUCAAUGCACUCGCGUAUCAGACUGCCGCGGCAAUUGCGGACGCACAUCAGGACCGUCGUGCGGGGGAGAAGGACGGAGUUGCCCAGGCGUGCGAAACCCUAGUGAAGGGAGGUCUACUCUCGAAGACCUUCGUCGACACGCUGCGCCGGGCAAAACAUGAUGGCGAACCCUUCCUCGUCCAAGUCGGCAUACAAGCCAUCAUGGUCGCAUAUGCUCACAGGCUCUCCCUCGCCUGGGACUUGUGGGAUAGGGGGACGCAGAAGGCUUACGAGGAAGUAUACCAGAGCAUAAGAGCCCAUGAGCCACAACCCAUUUCCGCGCAAUGGCGCAUCCUCUGCCGCACCCAUAUUCGCGCGCUCCGGAAGCCCGAGGACCGGCUGUGCCAAAGGAAUGAGGAAGAGCUCACCACGCAACUCGCGAUCGUCCUCCGCGCUUGCGGAGUCUCCGAUUCCACCGAAGAACUUCACAGGGAGCUUCAAGCCGCUCACGCGGGCGCGCUGCGCGACUUCAUCCGGACCGCGUUCGACUUCCGACGAGUGGUGGGUGAGGAGGUAGUCUCGCGACACAUGUCGUUGGUCUCCGUCACUCACGGGAAGGACUUUGACUAUAAAGAAAUGACGGACGACUGGGCGGAUCUGAGGAAGAGGGCGAGAGAGGAGCAGGAAGUUGGGAGGCAGACUGUGCUAUGCACCACGUCUUUGGGGCUGCUGCGCGAGAUUGAGGAUGGUGCGAAGGGGCGAAACGCAAGACGCGUAGUAUUGCUUGUGAAGCCCAAGGUAGUUUUGGAAUCCAUGCUUGCGAGCUUGUAG